Messenger RNA from Bradysia coprophila, 626 nucleotides. It is a transcript of the gene RpS23, whose product is annotated as ribosomal protein S23. The record is from RefSeq and is a predicted model, not a curated record. Gene Ontology annotation, molecular function: structural constituent of ribosome. NCBI's taxonomy places the organism in Eukaryota, Metazoa, Arthropoda, Insecta, Diptera, Sciaridae. Gene Ontology annotation, biological process: translation. Gene Ontology annotation, cellular component: ribosome; small ribosomal subunit.
UAUAAUCGAAUACCAUCUGGUAACCCACAUCGAAAAUGCGAACUGUCAAGAUGGUCGCAGCGUUUCGUUCUUUCAUUUCCGCUACGGAUAAAGUAGUACUUUCUUGAAAAUGGGUAAACCAAGAGGCUUGCGUACAGCCCGCAAACAUGUGAACCAUAGACGCGAUCAGCGCUGGGCUGACAAAGACUACAAAAAAGCACAUUUAGGAACUCGCUGGAAGGCCAAUCCUUUUGGCGGUGCUUCUCAUGCCAAAGGCAUCGUCCUUGAAAAAGUUGGAGUUGAAGCCAAACAGCCGAAUUCCGCUAUUCGAAAGUGUGUUCGAGUACAGCUCAUUAAGAAUGGAAAGAAAAUCACAGCAUUCGUACCACGUGACGGUAGUUUAAAUUAUAUCGAAGAAAAUGACGAAGUUUUGGUCGCUGGUUUCGGUCGUAAAGGUCAUGCCGUCGGUGAUAUUCCCGGAGUCCGAUUCAAGGUCGUUAAAGUAGCGAAUGUGUCGCUAUUGGCUUUGUACAAAGAGAAAAAGGAACGUCCACGAUCAUAAGCGGGGAUAAAAAAUAAUAAUUUUUGGGAAUGUAAAGCCUCUGAUUGUUUCGAAAGAAUUAAAAGGAAAUUUUGCCGAACCCAAA